CGGCGCGCGGCUGCAGCCUGGGCUGGGCGCUAGCCUCGCAUCCCGCACCCUGCACCCUGCACCCCGCACCCCGCGCCCGGCAUCCCGGCGGCCGGGCAUGUAGGUGCGGCAGCAGCGGCAGCCGCCGCGGCGGAAUAUGGGCGGGAACCACUCCCACAAGCCCCCGGUGUUUGACGAGAAUGAGGAAGUUAACUUUGACCAUUUUCAGAUUCUGCGGGCCAUUGGUAAAGGGAGUUUUGGAAAGGUCUGCAUCGUGCAGAAGCGAGACACUAAGAAGAUGUAUGCCAUGAAGUACAUGAACAAGCAGAAGUGCAUCGAGAGGGACGAAGUACGGAACGUCUUCCGGGAACUCCAGAUCAUGCAGGGGCUGGAGCAUCCUUUCCUGGUGAAUUUGUGGUACUCCUUCCAGGACGAGGAGGACAUGUUCAUGGUGGUGGACCUCCUGCUGGGCGGGGACCUGCGGUACCACCUGCAGCAGAACGUCCAUUUCACGGAGGGGGCCGUGAAGCUCUACAUCUGCGAGCUGGCCCUGGCCCUGGAGUAUCUGCAGAGGUACCACAUCAUCCACAGAGACAUCAAGCCAGACAACAUAUUGCUGGAUGAACAUGGACACGUCCACAUCGCGGACUUCAACAUAGCCACGGUCGUCAAAGGUGCAGAAAAGGCCUCCUCCAUGGCGGGGACCAAGCCGUACAUGGCCCCGGAAGUCUUCCAGGUGUAUGUGGAUGGAGGCCCCGGCUACUCCUACCCUGUGGACUGGUGGUCCCUCGGCGUCACGGCCUACGAGCUGCUGCGGGGCUGGAGACCAUAUGAGAUCCACUCGGCGACGCCCAUCGAUGAGAUUUUGAACAUGUUCAGGGUGGAGCGCGUCCACUACUCCUCCACGUGGUGCAAGGGCAUGGUCGCCCUGCUGAAGAAGCUCCUGACCAAGGACCCCGAGAGCCGCCUGUCCAGCCUUGGCGACGUCCAGAGCGCACCCUACUUGGCCGACAUGAACUGGGACGCGGUGUUGGAGAAGGCGCUGACGCCAGGCUUCGUGCCCAAUAAAGGGAGGUUGAACUGCGAUCCCACGUUUGAACUUGAAGAAAUGAUUCUCGAAUCCAAACCGCUUCACAAAAAGAAGAAGAGGUUGGCGAAGAACAGGUCCAAAGAUGGCACGAAGGACAGCUGUCCCCUGAAUGGACACCUCCAGCAAUGCUUGGAGACGGUGCGGAAGGAAUUCAUCAUAUUCAACAGAGAGAAGCUGAGGAGACAGCAAGGGCAGAGCGGCCAGCUCUUGGACACGGACAGCCGAGCCGGGAGCCAGGCCCCGAGCAAGCUCCAGGACGGAUGCAACAACAACAUUCUGGCCCACGCCUGCUCCCGUGGCUGCAGCAGCUAAGCGCCUGCCUGCGGCUUCCGGGGCGCCAGGGGGCCUGCACACACUUCUGCCCUGCCCACCAGGAGCCCCUCUCUGUGCCAGGAUUGGUCCCCGUCUCACCCCUACCAAGAUCAGAUGCAGAGAGAGCCCCGGACUCGGAGCAGGAGCGCCUGGGUUCUGGUCCUCGCUGCCUGGCUGAUCCCCUGCACGACUGUGGACAAGCCUUGCCCUCUCUGUGCCUCUGUUUUCACAUCUGCCAAGACGAAACAGCUGUCUGCGCCACCUCUAAUCCCAAGGUUAUUGGAAGAAUCGCAUUGGGUAGCAGACAUGCAAAACCUUUGACAUGUAUAAAACUGUUUAUACGGCAAGAAAGAACCUGAGUACUUGAAGUGCACGCCCAUCCCCCAAAGCAACGAGACCAUCGCAACGCUGCAACUCCGUUCCUCCUGGCUCCCAAGACAGGACUUUCCAAAAGGCAACCCUUGAACAUCUGAUGUGUUUGGCCAACCUAUGGAAACACCAUGCCCCAGUCCUGGAGCAGAACCGGACGUGUCUUCCUUUGCCUCCGCCAAGUCAGCAUUUGCAACCUUCUAAGGUGGUGGGUGUGGCCUGCAGCCCCGUCUGGUCCCUAAGGAUCUGCCACUGCAGGUGCACCUCUCCCCUCAUUCACAGAAGACGGCGGCCCAUCCCCUGCAGCUUCCAUUUCAGCAGGUCUCCACUCCAUCCCACCCGCCGGUGCUGGGAUGCAGGAAGAUGCCCGUCCAGAUCCAGUCCCUGACCAUCGGUCACUCCUAUAGGGUGUCAGCAGUUCCUCCUCCCCAAACCCAGCCCCACAGCACAACUCACAGUUCGGAGUGUCUGCCCCGUCCAGAGCGUUCUUUCCUGGAAAGUUCUGACGUCAUCUCAUCAGCAUGGUCUUAAGAGGGUCUCCAACUGCCAUCAAGGAGGUGGCUCCACACUGAUAAGUUAGGAAGCCCAGGGGGUGAUAAAAUUUACUCUAGAGGCAUGUGAGCCCGCACAGAGAGCAGACUAUUUCAACAUCUGUUCAGGGAACGCUUUGUCUUUGAAUAAGAAAGCUUGGACCUGGAACCAGGACUGUGGUCAGAAGAGCAGUAAACCCUGCUGGGUACUGACCGGAAGACCUCAGGCAAAUCGCACACUCAGCUGAGUGUCAGCUUCCUCGUUUUAAAAUGAGGUGAAUAAAACUAACCCUCUGGGUUGCUCGAGGGUGAAGGAAGACCCUGUGUGUUCUGCCCUCAGCACAUGCGGCUCUGGGAACGGUAGCUGUUUUGGGUCCCAGCAGCAUCGCCAGAAACGUUCCUGUUUCACGCAUUUGGCAGGUCUGUUUCCUGCCGAAAGAAACAAGUCAGGUGUUUAGAAUUCUUGGAACUUUUCUGCCUGGAGUCUUGGAUAUCCGUCCAUUCCUGUGAAACUUCAAUUGUGCUUUAAUGCCUCAUGCAGCUUUCACUUUUUGCGUCGUAAGUCAGUCCUUGGGCCCGUCGGUGCCAUUUCUGAGAUUUCUUAAGAGACAUUUUAACUCUCCUGUGGUUUUACAUUUUUAUUUGAAAAAAGUUAAGAAGUGCUCGUUGUUUCCCUCCGUCACAUGUAGGCUGUUUCCAGAUGCGGUUGCCCAUGUGUCCACUUGUCUUGCACCCUUUUUGUGUGUUUUUUUGUUCUUCGUUCCCUCUUGGCACCGCCCUGUCCCCCCUGGGAAAUACAGGGCUGCUUCUUUCUUCACCGUGACCCCAGCGGCCCUUGGGAUUCCUCCUUGGCUUUGGGUUCCUGAAUUAGGGGCAGGAGCUGGAAGAUGCUGGACUUUCCUGGCUCCGUUCACGUCGGCCUUGAUCCUUGUUCAGAAUAAACCAUUUCUUGGACAUUC
Phacochoerus africanus (Common warthog) is the source of this 3239-nucleotide messenger RNA. RefSeq names its product serine/threonine kinase 32B (gene STK32B). The transcript has 12 exons. Gene Ontology annotation, biological process: G protein-coupled receptor signaling pathway; protein phosphorylation; regulation of signal transduction. The coding region runs from base 137 to 1381 and encodes 414 amino acids. The record is from RefSeq and is a predicted model, not a curated record. Lineage: Eukaryota; Metazoa; Chordata; Mammalia; Artiodactyla; Suidae. Gene Ontology annotation, molecular function: ATP binding; G protein-coupled receptor binding; G protein-coupled receptor kinase activity.